GUCAGCCAGGUCGGCAGAUGUAGGUAGACAGGAGGGAGGCCCUUGUUGCUGGUGAAUGGGGGUGCCUCGAGCGAGAACGCAUAUUGGCGUUCCUGUAGGGAAGUUGUCCCGGCGCCUUCGGCCGUGCGUCCACACCUGCUCCUUUCGUGCGCCCCUGAAGCCGCCUGUUCGCCCCGUCCUCCCCGUCCUCCCCGUCCGCCGAGGCCUCCCCCCUUCGCCCUUUCGCCCGCGCGCUUCAGCCCCCUACCCUCCGCCUGCAAUCGCGGACGCCCCUGGGGGUCCCACCUGGAAAGGCUGCACUGUUGCCUGUCCCGUGAAUGGCUACUACGCAUUGUAGAUCUCGGGCGCAGUAAUGGGAAACAGUUGUAUUGGGACUGGCGCAGGUGGCAGCAACGGGCUGAUCCCGCCAGAGACGGAGGUUGAGAAUCCUUUGGCGAUGGCGACUCCCAGCAGCCAUGGCAGCCCGGGUCAAGGGAGCGGGUCGCGAGCGGGAGGGAAAAAGAAGCCUGUCAUGAGCGCUCGCCCGAAACCACCGCCUACGAAUCAACGCUCUGUUCUCCAAAGAGAAACCGAAAACGUGAGAACUCUCUAUACCAUCGGAAGAGAAUUGGGAAGAGGGCAAUUUGGCGUGACGUAUUUGUGUACGGAGAAGCAAACGGGCUUGCAGUAUGCGUGCAAGUCCAUAGCUAAGAGGAAGCUGCUUCAACCCGAAGAUGUGGAGGAUGUGAGGAGGGAGGUCCAUAUAAUGCAUCACCUGUCUGGCCAUCCCAAUAUUGUGGCUAUAAAGGGGGCGUACGAAGAUGCCACGUCCGUACAUUUGGUGAUGGAAUUAUGCGCAGGAGGGGAGCUGUUCGAUAGGAUAAUUCAGAGAGGACAAUACAGUGAGAGAGCGGCUGCGCAGCUCACUCGGACAAUCGUGGGGGUGGUGAGGCAGUGUCACUCGCUGGGCGUCAUGCAUAGGGACCUCAAGCCAGAGAAUUUCCUGCUGGCGAGCACGGGCGAGGACGCGCCUCUGAAAGCUACCGACUUUGGCCUCUCCGUUUUCUUCAAGCCCGGGGAGAAGUUCUCGGAUGUUGUGGGCAGCCCAUAUUAUGUGGCCCCUGAAGUUCUGAAGCGUGAUUACGGUCCUGAGGCAGAUGUAUGGAGUGCAGGUGUUAUUUUGUAUAUCCUUCUCAGCGGUGUACCGCCAUUUUGGGCUGAGACGGAGCAGGGUAUCUUUGAUGCAGUGUUAAAAGGCGAGAUUGACUUCUCAUCACAGCCAUGGCCCAGCAUCUCAGAGAGCGCCAAGGAUCUGAUAAGGAAGAUGCUGAACAGUGACCCAAAGGCAAGGUGGACAGCACAGCGAGCACUUUCCCAUCCAUGGAUGCGUGAAGAUGGAGUUGCUCCUGACAAACCCCUGGAUUCUGCUGUGCUCUCCCGUCUCAAGAAUUUCUCUGCAAUGAACAAAAUGAAGAAGAUUGCAGUGAAGGUCAUUGCGCAAACUCUGUCGGAAGAAGAGAUUGUUGGGCUCAAGGAGAUGUUCAAGAUGAUAGAUGCGGAUGGAAGUGGAGCAAUCACUUUUGAAGAGCUCAAAGAUGGUCUGCAGAAAGUGGGAUCACAACUGGCAGAGUCGGAAGUGCGGGCAUUGAUGGAAUCCGCUGAUGUGGAUGGCAAUGGGACAAUCGACUAUGGGGAGUUCUUAGCGGCAACAGUUCAGAUGCACAAAGUGGAGAGGGACGAAAACCUCUUCAAGGCAUUCAGCUAUUUUGACAAAGAUGGCAGCGGCUAUAUUACUUAUGAUGAGCUCAAACAGGUCUGCCAUGAGCAAAAUCUGGGUGAAUCAGCCAUAAAUGAAAUCAUUUGCGAGGCAGAUACGGACCAUGAUGGGAGAAUAGACUACAAUGAAUUUGUUGCAAUGAUGAGAAGAGGGAAUGGUGGCAUCGGAAGAAAGAGCGCCAAGAAUCUUGACCAGCAGAGGAACUUGCGAGGCGUGAUUUUUGCCAAUUGAUCCUUUUCAGGGUUGAGACUUGUUUGGCUGGGAUGGUAAGGGCUGGGUGAGUAGUUUGCGAAGCGGAACAGUCCGGCGUGGGAGUUGUGUCUACUGCAGAAAAGACGGAGCAGUCAUGGCAGCGGCAUUUGUGGGAAUUGAAGCACACGAAAACAAGGUGUGGAUGUGGGUGGGGCACUGUUCUGGAAUUUCAGGCAUCAGCAAAGUGAUCGAAAGAGGGGAUGAAUAUCAUCGGUGUACUGUUUGAUGGGUCAACCGAUGGUGGACCAGUUGUCGGUUGUCAUGCCAGUGACAUUGCCUGGUAGCUACGGAAAUCCUGCAAGUCCCAGCAGUCCCCAAUCGGAAUUGUCUCUUCUGUGCACACAGCACCAAAGCAAACGUCAUAAGUGUUUGCUGGCAGCAAUGACGAAGUCAAUAGAUAUCCGGCAUAGUAUUGUGGGUUGGCAAGGUCAGGAUCUGGAUCCUAUACACUAGAGGGAGAUAGCAGGGAGGGGUCCCUGUUUGGAGAUAUUUAAUGCAGGAGAUGCAGUCUGGCAGCGAGAGGUUAACGAUCAAAUCGAGAAGGGUGUGGAAAUUUCAUCCACCUGUUUUUCUCCUUGGAUCUUUUCUGGCCAUGUCUGUGAUGGGUUCGCCAGGGCUGGUCAGCACCGGUUGAACUGAGUAGCUUGUUGUAUCUGUUUGUUUUCCACGAGUAGUAAUGGUAGCAUUACUGGUAUGCUUAUUCAGUUGUCAAUGAUGACCAGUUCAGUAUUUUUUUACACGAAAAUGUUUGUUAUGUACUCACAGUUUCAUGGCCGCUUCUAUUUUCUCAGACAUGAGUAAUGUUCUCGAGCCGUCUGCUGGAUCUCCGCAUAGACUGAUAUGCGGUACACUGAAUUUGGUCCACUUCCUUUCUCGUAAGUAUUUUUCCUUCCAGUAGGUACACUUUUUUUUUUUCUUUUUAAGAGAAUUCCUGUAGGUACACGAGCCCAUCUUCUUGUAGGGGCUUUUUUGUAUCAAUAUGUUUUGCUUCUGAGGGUCGCUUUCCAAAGACCUAUGUAUGCUGUUCCUGGCAGCAUAACUCUUACUGGUCUACAGCUGGCUGCUGACAAAGAUAUGAUUGCACCCUUUCUCCUCACCUACUUGGCUGGUUGCUCUGUCUGUCAAUCGUUGGUGGUGUCUCUGAAGACUGAUGCCGGAAUGCCAUCCCUGUACGGAUUUCGUGAAUUGUCUUUGAGGCAGAGUGCUGCUCUGAGGACAGAAUAGGCGCUCUUCUUCUCAAGGAGAAAGCGAGUUUAAGCGACCACUCGGAGUGGUUGGGUGAGUGACAGCUAGUGGGUUGGUGGAGCUCCUCUCUUGAGAAGAAAAUGCGCAGCCAACGGGAGGCUUGUUGUUGCGUGCUAAAGUGGUGGAUUGCAGCUGAGGUUCUUUUUCUUCUGUUUUUGCUGUUGUUUUUUUUUUUUGGGGGGGGGGGGGGGGGUGGUAAGUAUCGGGGUAGGACAGUGGAUAUAUGCUUUUGCCCACCCAUAUCGUGGGUGUGCAUGCCCAGCAGAGGUAGCGUGCAGUUGUCGCCUUCACCGUCAUUCAUGGAAGCGAAUGGACUGGCAAUCGGGAAGCCCGAUGGGAGGAAAGGUGGCUUCAUAAUGCAUUGGAUCUUUGGUAACUCUGUCUACCUACUGUCUCUUAUACACAUCUAGAUGUGUAUAAGAGACAGGUUGUCGCCUUCACCGUCAUUCAUGGAAGCGAAUGGACUGGCAAUCGGGAAGCCCGAUGGGAGGAAAGGUGGCUUCAUAAUGCAUUGGAUCUUUGGUAACUCUGUCUACCUAUUGCCAUCUAUUAUUCAUGUGCAACGUGCAUGGUUUU
Molecule: messenger RNA, 3829 nt
Organism: Chara braunii
Lineage: Eukaryota; Viridiplantae; Streptophyta; Charophyceae; Charales; Characeae
Source: the annotation of a GenBank genome assembly